This is a messenger RNA of Puccinia triticina, 459 nucleotides long. RefSeq lists its product as uncharacterized. NCBI's taxonomy places the organism in Eukaryota, Fungi, Basidiomycota, Pucciniomycetes, Pucciniales, Pucciniaceae. Bases 1 to 459 code for a protein of 152 amino acids. The record is from RefSeq and is a predicted model, not a curated record. The transcript has 3 exons.
AUGAGCCGCGAUCCAGUCAGCUUGGCUGCGGAAGGCUCGCGCCAAGGAGCCCAAGAAGAACGCCGCGUUACUGCGCACUUCGACGUCGUCGUCCUUGGUGGCUUUCACGCCAAGCGGGAGCAACUGCUCGGUGAACGGACCGACGGCUACUCCGAGCCUGUUGAUCACCUGUUUCGGUCCGUAGACGAGAAACAGGGGUCGUACUACUUCGAAACAGCCGGCAAGAAUUGGUGGAAGGCUCGGGCAAAAUCAGGCCCAAGCACAGUCGCAAAGGUGGCUGUCGAGAAGUCGGUUGCAACCGAUGCAGUCUCGGAGCUGUUCGGGUACACCAAAGCCAUUGCCAAAAAGGUCACCGCGAAUCCUGUGACCCUCGAUGAUGCUUUCAAGUUACCCCAGGGGCAGGUGCGGGCCAUCUUGUGGAAGGACAUGAAGAAAGCCACCCACCCCCAUUGCCUCUGA